Molecule: messenger RNA, 1263 nt
Organism: Paramecium sonneborni
Lineage: Eukaryota; Ciliophora; Oligohymenophorea; Peniculida; Parameciidae
Source: the annotation of a GenBank genome assembly
AUGAGUAUACGUUCGAUUAGAGAAAAAUAAUGGAGGCAGUCAAUUUUUAUUACUUACUAAAUAGCUUAAGGAGAUUGUUUAUUAGAGAUUGAAUUAAUGUCUAAGCAAAUCAAUUUUUCAUUAUUUUCAUCAAUGUACUUAUUGUUGGAAGCUCCUUUUCAAUAUUUCAAACUUGAAUAUUAGGAAAAUGGGUUUAUAUCUAUGAAAGCUUUUCUUGAAAUAUUAAAGAAAGUUUAAAACAAUCCAAUUUAAGGAGCAUCUAGUGAUGUUAUUAAUAAACUAUUAGAGGAGUUUGAAUAAAUAGAAGAGGAUCUAAAUUAAAGAUUAAUCCAUCUUUAUAAAUUUUCAGAUAAUCCGCAAUUUUUAGAUAAAAAUACUAAAAAUUAAAAUGAUGGAUAAUUAUUGAGUAAAAUCAAGGAAAUUGAUCAAAAAAUUACAGAUACUUAUAAAAUUCGAAAUCCUAAAUGGUAAUUACUUUAUGUGGUUGAAACAACAGCAACUUAAAUUUGGAAUGGUGAAGAGAAAAAAAUAAUAAAAUUAGGAAAAACAGAUCUAACUAUUUAAAAUUAUGUUGCUUAAUUAAAAAAAAAUUAUCAAGGAAAAAUUGAAUUUUAACCUCUUUUUGCUUAAAGAUUAUAUACUCCAGGAACUGAUUUAGUUGAUAGAAAAUAUUUCCAUAAAAAACUAUUAGAAUCUAUCCCUAAUUCAAAAUUAUAUUUGAAAGCAAAUGAAAGUGAGAAAUCUUAGAUUCAUUAUGAAUUUUAUUAUCUAACAUAAGAAUUUGUAUAAAAUUUUGAGAAAUUAUUGCACCAAUUUAUAGAUAAACAUAAAUCAGAAUAUAAUAAAGAUUAAAUAGAUGAGAAACAAGAGACAUAGGCUAUAUUACAAUAAUAAAAUUAAGAAUAAACUAAAUAGAUUGUUGAACAAAAAAAAGAAGAAAUUUAAAUACUUUAGAGCGAGACUGAAUAAUCAGAAAGUGAUAAAUUACUUGAUAUAAUUCAAAAAGAUGAGACUCUAAAUGAGAAUACUAAUCUUUGUGAAUUAAGUAGCAGUCUUGAUGAUGAAAAUACUUUUUAUAAUUUUUUCAGUUUUGGUGAGAAAACUUAUCAAAAGCUUUUAGGAAUUCCUGUGGAUUAUGAGUUAUCUGAGGAGAAUGAAUACAUAGUUACAGAAGCAUCUAAAAUGGUAAAUAGUGAACAUAAUCUCCUGAAAGGUUUUUUAUUUUUAGCUGCAGUUAAGAGAUAGAUGGCAAUUGAUUAAUGA